CCAGUGCGCCAGUGCGGCAUUUCUGUGUGUAAUUCUGUAAACAAGCAGCAUGCGGUUUUUAAAAAUAUAACGGAUCUGUGCUUACCGAGCACUAAAAUGUAGCUAAUGGCAAUAUUAUUUCUGAGAAUAAGGUGUCAAUAAAGCUUUAAUCAUAAUUUCGGAAUUAUAAUUGCUUGUUAGUGGCUAAAUAAUUCUGACAUUAACUUGAAAGAGGUGAAACAGUAUUUUUGACGGUUGGAUUCAAUUUGCGAUUAAUGUAUUCAAUAUAUAUAUAACCACAUCCUACGACGUAGGUUUAAUGAUGGCCUUGGAAGCAUCAAUAGUGGAGCGUCUCCAAGAAUUAAGGCGCUGGCAAGUUCAGCAGCAAGAAAGAUUGCUUCAACACCAGCAAGAGCAACGGGAAACCUUGAGCCGUGAACAAGUCCGCAUGUAUCAAGCACUGGGCUUGUCUGUUCAUGACAUAAGCAGUGAAGGAAAUAGAAGUAUUGAUCCUGUAUUCAAAGAUUCCUUGGAAGAAAACUGUGUGAUUGACACAACUACAAAGAGGCAUGAGAAUCUCCUGAGAAUUCUUCCUGCAAACGCUGACCAUGUAAAACACUUGCCAUCUCAAAAGCAGCAUGAAUUGCCUUAUGAUUCUAGUCUUAGUUCACCCCAUCAACAUAUUGUACCUGAAAAAAAAAGUCCAGAAACUCCUGAAGCUACUCAGUUGUCAAAAUAUGUUGAAAAACAACUUUUAGACCUGUGCAUUGAUGAUUCAUUGAGCGUUACUGCACGAUCAGAUGCUUCAGAUAAUUUGGAUGCCAUUUCUAGUGAUAAAAAGGAUAGCAGUGAAGUUAAUUUUAGGACAGAGUUAAAGGAGGCUUGUAAAAUUAUUCCAGAAUUGUUAAUUGAAGGUGUAGAACCAUUGCCGCCAGAUAACCCUAAAAGGAAGUCUUUUAUCAUCGACGAUAUUCCCGUACCAUCUCCAAAAAAGGAUUUUCACACUUUGCUUGAGGAGAGAUUAAGGGAAUCUCAACUCGCAGUCGAAAAUGAAAAGUCGGUCAAUGGUACUAAUGCUAAAAAAUCGGUGAAAAGACCAUUUUUAAAAAAAGGUGAAGGAUUGGCCAGAUUCAAAUUGGGUGCAGCGGCAUGUAGUAGUUCAAAACGUUUGAGGCCACGCACUAUGUCACUUCCUAGUACGGUUAAAAUGGAAAGUGUAAAGAAGAAUGUAAAAGCCCAUUCCGAUAAACCUGGUGAAAUUUCAAAAUCUAUGAAGAAGGUAGCCCAGAAGAAGGUUCAAGUACAGAAGAAUUGUUCUCCUAAUAUUCCGAACAGAGCUCAAAGCAGGUUGAGUCUGAAAAACGUGAAACCACCCGUCAGGGUUCGUAGCAAAUCGAUGUGCAACCCGCGGGAACCACAACUGGAGAAUGUUACCAAACAUGACACUUCAGACAUUGAAUCUAAGACUAAAAGAGAGCUUGAAGAAGUAAGAAUUUUUGAACUUCUUGAGGAGAAGGCUGAGAAUUCUAGUUUCUGUUCAACAUCGAGCACUGUUGUUGCCUUGCUGCAACAAUCCGUUCAAUCAACGCCACUUAAAUCAAAAAGCGUUAGCAAAAAUAAAGUUUCGACGUUGGCACAGAAAUGGAGAAGCAAAGAACACGACAUUAAUGAAGAUUUACUACUCGCCGAAAUAGUUUACACAACGCAGAGCAAUAAUUCUGCCACCUAUAUGAAACAUCAGCAAAGAGAAAUUUCCGAAAAUUCGCAACCUAGAAGAGACGUAUUAAACUUGGAGAAUCAGGCGACUGAUAAAUACGAGAUGAUUGAAAUUUUUGAUGAAAAUUCUGCUGAAAAUAUCUGUGAACUUCCGUAUGGUACUGACGUUGAUCCUAAUUACGGUACAGACUAUCAAAUAAGUGAGGAAGCUAAUGGUGAAAACGAAAGAAAUAUUGACCAUCAAGUCAAUUACGAAAAGAACACUAGCCUGCAUGUCCGAUUUUCGGAAUAUAACGAGUACAAGACAAUUGGUUUGACUGAUACUUCCACUAUAUCAACAGUAUCUGAAGCAUCACGAAAUUAUUCUGAUCAGAGGGCGUGGAGCGAUUGUUCGAUCACUACGGAUUCUUCGGAUGCUCAGGAAUCUACUUCCGUUAUUGGAGAUGAUGAUCAUCAUCAGUCUUUGUUCGAUCGAGCUACAAGCUUGGAGGGUCACCGCUCCAUGGAAAUGCCAUCCAAAGUUAUCCAACCACGGCACAUGAAUGCUAACAAUUACACAAAUCAUUAUUACAAUGACAAUUUUGCUUCAGAUUUGAAUCAAAAUCAGCAACAAGAGUUAAAUGCUGAACAGUCUACGGAAGAACAUCAUGGUGAUGAUAUCAAUAUUUCUGAUUCAGCUUCAGAGAACUACGACAAAAAUGAUAACUCAGAAGCUGAAAAUGAAGGCUUAUCACUAGCAGAUGCGACUUUAAUCGAAGAAGAGUUGGCUUCAAUGCAAACGGGAGGAGAGAAUGGCUUGAUAUUUAAAUCGGAACUUUUGAAAAUUCGAUUAUUGGAAUUGGAGCAGGAGAUCGAGAUCUUCAGAAAGGAAAAUAUAGCAGCAAAAACUCUAAAAGAAAAGUUGCAGGAGGAACGAAAAGCAUUGGAGCGUAAUUUGAAGGAAAAAGAAGCCUGUUUUGAAGAACGUAAACAAAGGUUGGAGAACGCUAUCCAAGAGGAGAGGAAAAGAUUAACUAGAGAAAAAGCAGCUCUAGAGAAUCGGUUGAAAGACGCACACGUUAAAGCUCAACAAAACAAACAGGAACGGCAAGAAGUACAAAGUCUGAAAGAUCAAUUAGAGGAAUUGAGAGAUGAAAUGAACCAGAAAGAAAGCAGAUGGAAUGCCGCUCAAGCCAGGCACAGAAGUCAGGUGAGAAUUUUACAGUCGGAGAAUUCGAAGCUAAAGCAGGAAGUUGAAAAACUUCAAAAUAUGCGAAGAACAACAACGCGAUCGAGGCUUCACAGUAAAAGUGUUAUACCUUCAAACACCAAAGCUAUACAUCGAAUAAACAAGGCGCUAGAUUCUCAGAAGCAUGUGCCACGAAAGCAGGACUCGUCUUCUGACGAGGAUGCAUUUUUGGUACAACCAAUGAUUGAGGCGAUGCAUUUGAAUGAUCUGGAAAAUGAGAAUUGUGACCAAGUGAAUUCUGAUGGAAGCAAAAUGAUCGUCUAUGACAGAAGCCAGUUAGGAUCGAAUAGCAAAAACUGUACUACAAGGAAACGAGACUUGUAUGAAAACCUACUGAAAGACGCAACUAUAGGCUUGAAAGAGAGCGAAGAAGCCACGCAGAAGGCAGUGCGUGGAUUGGAAAAUGAAAAGAAUUCAAUCAAAUGUAACGAGCUGAUUACAAGACCUCUACGCGAAGCAAAUCAGGCAAGAGAUUUAUCUGAUGGAAGCAAUUUUGAGCAAGGAGACAAUCUUUCAAAAGGUGAGAGUGAAGGCAUGACUGGAGAAAUAAUUGAAAUUGAUAAUGAAAAUGGAAUUGAAGAUUAUGCCAACAAAAAGAAUUCAUCACUGAAAACUUCCGUGAGCAGCAAGGAAACCAUAGGUACUUUGAAAAGCCAAAAGUCGCCGAAUGUCAAGAAUGGGGGGAAAGUAGACAAACAAGGUAUAAAAGAAGUGCAACAUGCAGAUGGUCGUGUGGAGUUCUGGUAUCCAAAUGGUAAUGUCAAGAAAAUUUCUGCUGACGGGAUGGUCACGAAGUUGAUUUACUACAACGGAGAUGUUUGCGAGAGCAGAAAAGAUGGAAGCGUUAAAUACUUUUAUGCCACUACAAGAACCUGGCACACUACAAUGCCCGAUGGACUGGAAAUCCUGGAAUUUCCUGAUGGACAGAUGGAAAGGAGAUCAAAGGAUGGAACUGUAGAAGUAUCGUUCCCCGACGGUUCCGUCAGAAUAUUGCAGUCCAACGGGACAGAAAAAUGGGCCUUACCGGACGGAACUUUAGCCGAAACUUCAGCAGAUGGUGAAAAACUCCUCAUUUUGCCUAAUGGCCAGCGGGAAGUCCAUACAAAGGAUCACAAAAGGCGGGAGUAUCCGGAUGGAACAGUAAAAUUAGUCUAUCCAGACGGUUCCCAGGAGACACGAUAUGCCGGUGGCAGAGUAAGACUCAAAGACAAAGAUGGAAACCUUCUCAUGGACUCCCACCAUCAGUAACAUAUUAAAAUAAAGAGUUUUUUAAGACUGGAGAUGAUUAGUUCGUAGGUAUAUCCAUAUAUAGAUUUAUGUGUAACUAUAUAUGUACAAUCGUUCUUACAUGACAGCAGAGCAUUACCAAGAACUUAGCUGUAUUUCUGCAAUUUUUUAAUCAACUAGUUUGUAGUAAUCUGGAGAAAAGUAUUUCAAAAUACUGGAAUACAUAUUUUUUACUUUGUGUAAUAAAAUGAAACUGAUU
This is a messenger RNA of Diprion similis, 4409 nucleotides long. It is a transcript of the gene Sas-4, whose product is annotated as centromere protein J. The transcript is spliced from 4 exons. Lineage: Eukaryota; Metazoa; Arthropoda; Insecta; Hymenoptera; Diprionidae. Gene Ontology annotation, molecular function: tubulin binding. Gene Ontology annotation, cellular component: centrosome; centriole; nucleus. Gene Ontology annotation, biological process: cilium assembly; centriole elongation. The record is from RefSeq and is a predicted model, not a curated record. The coding region runs from base 299 to 4171 and encodes 1290 amino acids.